This is a messenger RNA of Botrytis fragariae, 720 nucleotides long. RefSeq names its product putative glycerol-3-phosphate phosphatase protein. The transcript is spliced from 4 exons. Gene Ontology annotation, molecular function: beta-phosphoglucomutase activity; sugar-phosphatase activity. NCBI's taxonomy places the organism in Eukaryota, Fungi, Ascomycota, Leotiomycetes, Helotiales, Sclerotiniaceae. Bases 1 to 720 code for a protein of 239 amino acids. The record is from RefSeq and is a predicted model, not a curated record.
AUGGGUUCUAUUCCACGAGAGUUUUCUGCUCCACCUCAAAAAGUGGUCUUUAAAGGGCUACUUUUCGAUAUGGAUGGUACUAUCAUUGACAGUACCGAUGCUAUCGUUAAGCAUUGGCAUCAGCUAGGUAACGAAAUAGGAGUAGAUCCUAAUGUGAUUUUACAGACAAGUCAUGGGAGGAGAAGUAUUGAUGUCUUGAAGAUUAUUGCUCCAGAGAAAGCAAAUUGGGAUUACAUAAAACACAUGGAAGGACUCCUCCCCAAAAACUACGGGGACGACGCCGUCGAAAUCCCCGGUGCUCGCUCCCUCCUCACCUCUCUAAUCAGCGCCUCCCACCCCUGGGCCAUCGUAACAUCCGGCACUUCCCCCCUCGUGACCGGCUGGCUUAACGUCCUCAAACUUCCCAUCCCAGAGCAUCUCGUCGUUGCAGAAGAUGUUCCAAAUGGAAAACCUGAUCCGACCUGUUACAACAUGGGCAAAUCCAAACUCAACCUCUCUUCCGCUCCCGAUGGCUCCCUCCUCGUCCUCGAAGACAGUCCUGCGGGUAUCCGCGCCGGCAAAGCAGCCGGGUGCAAAGUGCUAGCCGUAGUAACCACACACACCAUAGAACAAGUCGUCGAAGCCGGCGCCGACUGGGUUGUGAAGGACUUGGAAAGUUUGAAAGUUGUAGGAAAAACAGACGAGGGUGUUGAGUUGGAGAUUUCGAAUGCUUUGGUUUAG